Aureobasidium uvarum is the source of this 1614-nucleotide messenger RNA. The record is from the annotation of a GenBank genome assembly. NCBI's taxonomy places the organism in Eukaryota, Fungi, Ascomycota, Dothideomycetes, Dothideales, Saccotheciaceae.
AUGGCCAAUCCCUCAGAACCCGCCAGCGAUGGCAAGGGUCGCCUCCUCCUUGUUUCCAACCGUCUGCCCAUCACCAUCAAGCGUUCCGACGACGCUACUUACGACUUCUCAAUGUCCUCUGGAGGUCUGGUCAGUGGCCUGUCAGGACUCGCAAAGACUACAAAGUUCCAGUGGUAUGGCUGGCCCGGUAUUCAGGUCCCUCAGAACGAGAUCGGUCUGGUCAAGGACAGAUUAUGGAAGGAGUAUGGCGCAGUCCCCAUCUUCAUGGAUGAUGAACUGGCCGACAGACAUUACAACGGCUUCUCCAACUCAAUCCUCUGGCCCCUCUUCCACUACCACCCCGGUGAGAUUACCUUCGACGAGUCUGCAUGGAAUGCCUACCGCGAGGCCAACCGCCUGUUCGCAAAGGAGAUCGCAAAGGACGUGCAAGACAACGACCUGAUCUGGGUCCACGACUACCACCUCAUGCUUCUUCCUGCUAUGCUUCGCGAAGAAAUCGGCGACUCCAAGCGCAACGUCAAGUUCGGUUUCUUCCUCCACACUCCCUUCCCCAGUAGCGAGAUCUACAGAAUCUUGCCUGUCCGCAACGAGAUCCUCAACGGUGUCCUGCACUGCGACCUGGUCGGAUUCCACACUUAUGAUUAUGCUAGGCACUUCCUCAGCAGUUGUUCUAGAAUCCUCCAACUGCCAACAACACCCAACACUGUCGAAUUCCAAGGCAAGGUCGUCACUGUCGGUGCCUUCCCCAUCGGCAUUGAUCCCGAAAAGUUCGAGGAGGGGCUCAAGAAGCCCAAGGUUGUGGAACGCAUCCAGACACUUGAGAAGAAAUUCCAAGGUGUCAAGCUGAUUGUCGGUGUUGACCGUCUUGAUUACAUCAAGGGUGUUCCUCAAAAGCUGCACGCUCUGGAAGUCUUCCUGACAGAACACCCCGAGUGGAUCGGCAAGGUCGUCCUAGUCCAAGUUGCUGUUCCUUCAAGACAGGAUGUAGAGGAGUACCAGAACCUGCGUGCUGUUGUCAACGAACUGGUCGGCAGAAUCAACGGCAAAUUCGGUAUGUUUCCUGAAGACACAAACAUUUCGGUCUCGUUCGAUGAGCUGAUUGCUCUCUACGCUGUCAGCGAUGUUUGCCUUGUCUCCUCGACCCGUGACGGCAUGAACCUCGUUUCGUACGAGUACAUCGCGACCCAGCAAAAGCGUCACGGUUCCAUGAUUCUGUCUGAGUUCACUGGAGCAGCUCAAAGUCUCAACGGCAGCAUCAUCGUCAACCCCUGGAACACGGAAGAACUGGCAGAUGCUAUCCACGACGCUGUGACCAUGGGAGAUGAACAGAGAAGCAUCAACUACCAAAAGCUUGCCAAAUACGUCAACAAGUACACUAGCGCCUGGUGGGGAGAGUCUUUCGUCAACGAACUCACCAGAAUAUCCGAGCAGGCCGAGAAGAAAAUCAAGGUCAAGCAGUCGCAGCUCGAUGGCAAGAUGCACGAAGAGACUACUCAGCAGAGCACUGCCGACCAAGACGGUGAGGGUACCGGCUCUGGUGUGAACUCUGGCGUCAACUCUGGUACUUCGACCCCGAGAAGACCUGACGCAAAGAGAGCCGCGACUGCUCUCUAA